AACGACAGGAUAUACGCAGAGCUCAAAAACGCGGCUGCUGCUCUUCCAGGCAAUUCGCCAACGAAGACCGGCACAAGAUGGCGUGCUCUGACCAGGUAGUAGAGGCAGCUCGCCACAACACAGGGCAUGAUCACUAGACACUGGCUUAUAUAACACGAGCAUUUCGAUGCCGUUCUUGUACAUUCCCAGCUAGUACGUGCUGCAGCCUUAGAUGUCAUCGACUUCACAAAUGGCGUCAGUCGCCGUCCUCCUUCUCGCCGCUUGCGCAACAAUGGCCUCGGGUGCCGCCGGCGUCCGUGUCGGGCUCACGCGCAUCCACGCCGAACCCAGCGUCACCGCGUCCCAGUUCGUGCGCGACGCCCUGCGCCGCGACAUGUACCGGCAGCAUGCCCGGUUCGGCAGGGAGCUCGCGGCGUCCUCGGACGGCACGGUGUCCGCGCCGACCAGGAAGGACCUGCCCAACGGCGGGGAGUACCUCAUGAUGCUGGCGAUUGGGACGCCGCCGCUGGCGUACCCGGCCAUCGCCGACACGGGCAGCGACCUCAUCUGGACGCAGUGCGCGCCCUGCGGCAAGCGGUGCUUCAAGCAGCCGGCGCCGCUGUACAACCCGUCGAGCUCCACCACGUUCGGCGUGCUCCCGUGCAACAGCUCGCUGAGCAUGUGCGCGGCGCUGGCCGGGGCGACCCCGCCGCUGGGGUGCGCGUGCAUGUACAACCAGACGUACGGCACCGGGUGGACGGCGGGCGUCCAGAGUACGGAGACAUUCACGUUCGGCUCGGCGGCGGCCGACCAGACCCGCGUUCCCCACAUCGCCUUUGGGUGCAGCAACGCGAGCAGUGAUGACUGGAACGGCUCGGCCGGCCUCGUCGGGCUGGGCAGGGGAAUCUUGUCUCUCGUCUCGCAGCUCGGCGCGGGCAGGUUCUCCUACUGCCUCACGCCGUUCCAAGACACCAACAGCACGAGCACGCUCCUCCUCGGCCCGUCGGCGGCGCUCAACGGCACUGGCGUCCGCUCCACGCCGUUCGUCGCCAGCCCGACCAAGGCGCCAAUGAGCACGUACUACUACCUCAACCUGACGGGCAUAUCCAUAGGCACGACAGCUCUGUCCAUCCCACCCAACGCGUUCUCCCUGAAAGCCGACGGCACCGGCGGGCUCAUCAUCGACUCCGGCACGACCAUCACGUCGCUGGUCGACACGGCUUACCAGAAGGUCCGAGCCGCAGUCAAGUCCCUAGUGACCCUUCCGACGACCGACGGGUCGGACGCAACGGGGCUCGACCUGUGCUUUGCGCUGACGUCCCAAACGUCGGCGCCACCGGCCAUGCCAAGCAUGACGCUCCACUUCGACGGAGCGGACAUGGUGCUGCCAGCGGACAGCUACAUGAUCUCGGGCUCCGGCCUGUGGUGCCUGGCGAUGCGGAAUCAGACCGACGGCGCGAUGAGCACGCUCGGUAACUACCAGCAGCAGAACAUGCACAUCCUCUACGAUGUCCGGAAGGAGUCGCUGUCGUUUGCUCCGGCCAAGUGCAGCACGCUCUGACCAGAUUUGAAGAUAUAUAUGUGCAUAGGAUCCCUGAUUGAUUUUUAUAUAAUGAGUAUUCAACAAAACAUUCCAAUUCAAUUAUUCAACUGAGUAAUCCAAAUGUAAAAUAUUUCAAAGGAGACACUCAAGUACCCAACAUAUGCAAGCAAACACGAAAUAGAUGACUGAAGUGGGAUGUAUAGAGCUGAAGAGAACAAAUUACAAAACGACACAAUUCAUUAUCUCCAUAAUCUGCAAACUCA
Messenger RNA from Phragmites australis (common reed), 1785 nucleotides. Its product is annotated as aspartic proteinase nepenthesin-1-like. NCBI's taxonomy places the organism in Eukaryota, Viridiplantae, Streptophyta, Magnoliopsida, Poales, Poaceae. The record is from RefSeq and is a predicted model, not a curated record. The transcript has a single exon. Gene Ontology annotation, cellular component: extracellular region. Bases 212 to 1540 code for a protein of 442 amino acids.